Messenger RNA from Pecten maximus, 3786 nucleotides. Its product is annotated as kinesin-like protein KIN-14E. NCBI's taxonomy places the organism in Eukaryota, Metazoa, Mollusca, Bivalvia, Pectinida, Pectinidae. Gene Ontology annotation, biological process: microtubule-based movement. The transcript has 19 exons. The coding region runs from base 385 to 2865 and encodes 826 amino acids. Gene Ontology annotation, molecular function: microtubule motor activity; microtubule binding; ATP binding. The record is from RefSeq and is a predicted model, not a curated record.
UGCAUCAGGCCAUUCAGUUCGGUGAAUGGGAAUGUGUCACAAAUAAGGUUACUUACAGGAUAUACCAGCUUAUUCUUAUUUCUAGUGUUGUUUGUAUUGGAUUAACGGAUAUCUUACGAAUCAUGAUCAUGUCGUUACAAUGAAGGUUGAUGCUAAUUGAAAGUAAUUUAAUUACAAGUCCAAUGCCGGAAUUUUGUAAUUCAGUGAAGGAUGUAACACCAACUUCAGGUAUAAUAUGGCUGUCAGUUGAAGAAGGUCAGUAGACGUUAAUUCGGCGUUCUUUCUAAAAGUGGUAUUCUAAAAGGAUUUACUGAUAAUAUUCAGCAUCUGACGGGAUCUUCCAUAAAGGAUCAGAACGGGUGAGGACAGCUAAAAUCAAGGGACAUGGGGAACGGUGCAUCAGCGGAAUCCCCGACUACGGUACAGGUGAAGGCUGCUCCCGAGAGCUCCCGAUCCGCACCAUCCUCGGACCAGGCCUCUUCAUCAAAGUCAUCAAAGUCACCUAGUCAUUCUAAAAAUAUUUCCACUAAGGCACAAGCUAAGCAGAGGGGUACACGGUCGGAAUCUUCUACCCCUCGUAAAGGAAAAUUUGAAGAGGUAGAAAUUCGUAAAAAUGGCGCUCCGUCACGUCCAUCACAAAGAGGUCAAGGACAUUCUGGGGCCAGUUCUGUUGCAGCCAAGCAGGGCAAGAAUUCCUCCACUCCUGGGGGCCAAACCCUGGAGAACGCAUCGGGUCAGGAAGACAUCGUGUUUGAGACGUUUUACCAUCGUAGUGGGAAGGAAAUACAGUGUAUGUACCUCGGUAACAUCCGAUACUACCUCGACGACUGGGGAUCCAAGGAAUGGCAGGCUUUCCCGAAGCGCUGGUACAAUGAAGGGCUUCUCGUCACUAACACAGUUCUCAAGGAUGAGCAAGCUGCUGCUCAGGCCAGUCAGGCAGCACAACAAAGUCGAGGGGCAGCUUCUGGUUCCGGGGCAGGGGCAUCCGGAUCAGGUGAGGCAGCCGCAUCUCAACAAGGGGCUCCACGAUCGCGAAGGAGUGGGGACGACAGAGAGGGGAUUCUCAAACAUCCAACAAAGGGGAAGAUACCCACGUAUAUAUAUCAGCGGAAACACAAUGUACACUUCUUCUAUGACCAAGACCAGGGCCAAUGGUCAAGAAUGCCCAUUGGCUGGGAGCUUCAUCAUGAGAUGGUUGGGCGACUGGUCAAUCAAGUCGAGGAAAUGUUGCCGUCAUGGGGUGACCGUGGCGACAUCCUGGCACUUCUGAGGCAGUGUAAUUACGACAUCGAUGAAUGUAUCUCUACAUAUCUGGCACUGGAGGGAGAUCCUUGGCUAAAAGUAGCAAAAACAUCAAAGGAAGUUAAAGGUAGUGAAGAAAAGGAUGAAAAGAUUGUGGCACUAGAAAAGAAAGUUAAGGAAUUGCAAAACGAACUUAAUAAAGAACGCAAAGAACGACAGGAUGCAGAAAAGAUUGUAAAAGACCAACAGGAGAAGCUGACUGAUCUAGAGGUGAACUACAAACAGGCUGAAGCUCAGUUGUCUUCUAUGGCCUCGACACGCCCAAAAUCCAGCAUGCGUCCAAAAACACCACAGGUUGUUACAACUGUUGUGAAGGAGGAAACAGUGAACCCUGAUGAUAUCGAGGAGCUGAACGACACAGCGAAGACUGUGAGGAAAGCACAUGUACAGCUUAAGAUGGAGGUUCAGCGGAACUUUGAGAGCCUCGGAGGAAUGAUGGCCCAGGCAUUGAAGCAUGUGAAGAUGCUGAAGAAUUCUGGUCAAGGCCAGGUGGAAGAACUAGAGGAAGUGCGAGCUCUCUACAGAAAGGAGGCUUUGCAGCGACGACUCCUCUAUAACCAGCUUCAAGAACUUCGGGGCAACAUCCGAGUAUUCUGUAGGGCGAGGAAGGAUGACCGUGUUGAUAACUGCCUCAAAUUCCCUUCUGAUCAGGACAUCGUCGCCAUACACCCUCAGCAGGGCAAGAAGAUGUUCACCUUCGACCGUGUGUUUGGUAUUGACACAACUCAAGAACAGGUAUUUGCAGACACCAAACCAAUCAUAUCGUCGUGUGUGGAUGGUUACAACGUUUGCCUGAUGGCCUACGGUCAAACGGGAUCUGGAAAAACUUUCACCAUGAUGGGCCCGGAAAACAACCCUGGUAUCAACAACAGGGCAAUUAAGGAGCUGUUCCAAGUGUGUCUGGAUAGGAAGGAAACACAGACAUAUAAAAUGGUGGUUGGGCUGAUUGAAAUCUAUAACGAGACUGUGGUGGACCUUCUCUCCGACGAUGCUAAAGUGAUCGACUUAAAAACUGUGGGGAACAAAGUCAACCUCCCAGGCUUGAUCGAAAUUGAGAUCAAAUCUCCAGACAGCAUCAAAAGUGUCAUGAAGAAGGGCGACAAGAACAGAUCGGUGGCAUCAACGAAAAUGAAUUCCACAAGUUCCCGAUCACAUCUUCUUCUACUUUUGAGAGUUGAAGGUCAUGACAAGGUCACAGGAUCAGUGACCAGGGGCACACUGACCUUGUGUGAUUUGGCCGGGUCAGAAAGGAUAUCAAAGACUGAGGCAGAGGGCCAACGUCUUGUAGAGGCAGCCGCAAUCAACAAAUCUCUGUCAGCUCUCGGACAGGUUUUCCAAGCCUUACGGACCAGCCAGCUACACAUCCCUUAUAGGAACUCCAAACUUACACAGAUCUUGCAGCCCUCCUUGGGCGGCGAUGCAAAGGCGUGUCUGUUUGUGAAUGUGAGUCCUGACGCGAAUAACUCCAGCGAAACCGUCAGUACUUUGACAUUUGGUGCCAAUGCUAAACAAGUGGCUCUCGGUCAGGCGAAGCAGAACAUCAAGAAAGGGCUGGGAUCUUGAUGAUGAGCAACAGUGCUAGACAAUCUUCUGCUAACACUGACGUAACAAAGGACUCUAACUGUUCCUGUUCUCGAUGACCACUCCAUCCUCAAUCUUCAAUCCCACCAUUGAAGAAGUCGGGAUAUCAACUGUCUAUAAUCCAUUUGUUUACAGAGCAGCUGCCCUUAUGUAAAUGUUUUAAAAUCAAGGUUUAUAUAAAAGCAAUCAUUGUAAAAUAAGGCCAAGGCCUUGGAGUUGAGGAGGGGACAAUGUGAAUAUAAGUAGUUUAUUUCCAGGUCAGUACAGAAUCGUAUUUGACCUAAUGUGAUUGCCUUUUGUCCGUCAUCGUGAGUCGUCUAUUGUGCAUCUGUAAAUUAUUGACAUUCUCAACUUCUACUAAAAAGUGACGAAUUGAUUUUGAUAACAUUUAGCAGGAACCUUCCAUAGCCAAAAGUGUGGAAUCAGAAGAUCCAUGCCCUUCAGGGCUCUUGGGUAGGGUCUUCAGACACAAAUAUAUGCUGGAAUAAAAUAAAUUUUAUGGAUUUGUCCUUUAUGGAAAUUUGUGGAAUUUCAGAACUCCCCGACUUUAAAUUCCCUUCACCCACAAGAGGUCAAAUAUGUCAACUAUCUAUAAGAAUCUUCUGUCCAAAGUUCCAGGAGACUGGGAGUCCUCAUAAGAAUCUUCUGUCCAAAGUUCCAGAAGACUAAAAGUCCUCAUAAGAAUCUUCUGUCCAAAGUUUCUGAAGACUUGGAUUCCUGAUAAGAAUCUUCUGUCCAAAGUUCCAGAAGACUGGUAGUCCUCAUAAGAAUCUUCUGUCCAAAGUUCCAGAAGACUAAAAGUCCUCAUAAGAAUCUUCUGUCCAAAUUUACCUUAGGAUGGAUCACCAGAGUUUCCUCAUUUAAACUUUAAAGAAUUUUCUCAAGGUCCAGAAGACAUCCCAU